Messenger RNA from Aphanomyces invadans, 2162 nucleotides. RefSeq names its product CMGC/CDKL protein kinase, variant 2. Gene Ontology annotation, biological process: protein phosphorylation; intracellular signal transduction. The coding region runs from base 507 to 1601 and encodes 364 amino acids. Gene Ontology annotation, molecular function: MAP kinase activity; ATP binding. The transcript is spliced from 7 exons. Lineage: Eukaryota; Oomycota; Saprolegniomycetes; Saprolegniales; Verrucalvaceae. Gene Ontology annotation, cellular component: cytoplasm; nucleus. The record is from RefSeq and is a predicted model, not a curated record.
UUUUGGACAUAGAAGCGAAGAGAUACAAAUUAGGUACGCACUUCUCUAUUAAGUGCGAAAUGUCGAUCUUGCGCAGCCUUCUCGUUGCCCGGUGGGAGGGAUGUGCGCCGCAGGUCGACGACGUCUGCAAAGCCGAUCGAUGGAGGACCCAACAAACAGCACAACGCCAUCUUCUGGAUGCUAGUGGACAGCGCAAGAGAGAAACUGUGGGUAGAGUCACUGACCCGUUGACAUCGCCGGAUGUUGAAACUGCACGAAACGUCCCCCGCGUCUCCAUUUGGUGGAUGGCUUGGUCAGAACGAUGGAGCGGUACGCCGUGGAGAAGGUGAUUGGGGAAGGCACGUAUGGCAUCGUGUACAAAGCGAUUGAAAAGUCCACCAAAGACGCCGUCGCAAUCAAAAAGUUCAAGUUCCUCACAGACGACCUUCUCUCGAAGCGGGAAUUGCAAGCGUGCUCGAUGUUGAACCAUCCCAACAUCGUAGCGUUUCGAUAUAGCUUUCGUGGGGAUGGGUGCCUCCAUCUCGUGUUUGACUACGCGCCAUCAACGCUGUCCAAGGUCAUCGCCAAGUCGAAAAACGGGAUGCGGCUCGCCCAUGUUCGGUCGAUUGCGUUUCAGCUGUGCAAGGCCAUCCACUGCUGCCACGAAAACAAAAUCAUCCAUCGAGGUGCAGUCUCCACACUCGCAAACGAGAUCGGGACGUUCGUUGGCGCAACUAGACAUAAAGCCCGACAAUAUCUUGCUCGACGACAUGGGCCAUGUCAAGCUGUGCGACUUUGGCGUGGCCCGGACCAUUCAAUUCGACGGCGAAGCGCUAUCCGACUACGUCGCCACGCGGUGGUACAGGCCGCCGGAACAGGAACUCCGGCUGACCAACUACUCGUACAGUGCCGACAUGUGGAGUGUCGGGUGUGUUGUGUGCGAAAUGCUCUUGGGGCGGCCGCUCUUCAACGGAGAAAACCAGCUCGAUCAAAUCAAACUCAUCCAGGACGUGCUCGGGCCGCUGCCGCCGUCGCUGUUGUCGAGGCUGCCCAAAGGCGUCGCGCUCGGCACCAAGGCAACGCUAUCCCCGACGACGUCGCUUUCCCAAGUUCUGGCCAACUCGUGUCCCCCCGAAGCGAUCGACUUCGUCAUGCGGACAGUCGCGCUGGAUGCCCGAAAGCGCAUGACCGCGGCCGAGUGCUUGGAACACUCGUUCUUUACAAAGCUCCGGGAGGCCGACGUCGUCGAGCAGCGAAGUCGACGGCGUCGAUCCACGAUGGACAAAGACGACAUCGAAGAAGACAUCGCGGACGGCGGCAGCCACAAGCACGCUGCGUCCGACGACGAUGGCGACGACCUGGACGCGUCCGGGCCGACCUUGGGCGACGUGAGGAUUGACGAGAGCAUGUCGCUCGUGGCCAUAGCAAAAGUUCCCAAGCCCGGCGCUCCUCCAGCGUGUCGAGCCAAAGGAUGCAAGGACGAUGACAUCCAGGAAAUCAUCGAAGGCGACGACAACAACGCGACCAGGAGGCGAAUGUCGACGCACGAAACCAACGCCACUGCUGACCAUAUCGCGUACGACGACGACUUUGAGGACUACGAGAGUGACUGCAAGAGAUAAGUUGACUUACUUGCAACGCUGCCAAAGUCAACGGGCUCUGCGAUGACUGGGGACGUUGUCGCUGGUGAAUCCGGCAUCGCCGAGUUGUCGACAUGGCGAUUUGCACUCGACCGCAACCGAUGCAUGUUGACGCAGCCUCUCGUGGCGGAUAGACUUGGUCUCUCGGGUGGGUCAGCAGCACACUCUCAACCUGCCGCGAUGUUUGCCCAUCGUAUCUAUGUUGCUUGUUGGUUGGGCUUCCACACUCGCUGCGAUGGUGCACUUCCCGGAGGCUGCGGCCACGUUGCUCGUUCGGAGCGUUAUUGUCGUGGAAGUCGUCAAAGCGUGCCCAAGUGUCGUCGCAACCUUUCUGCAGAGUGCCUUGGCUUGCGUCGUCGGUGGAUGCGUUGCACGAAAUUCAAAUCCGACGGUCGCUGGCUGCUUUCGUUGCGUCCCCACACCUCUCUGCCUUCUCCCCACGCCAAGAUCCUUGAACAGGAUCGAUGAUCUCCAUCCUUUGACCGUCCGCUCAUGGCAAUUUCGUCCAAGUCGCGAUCGCACACACAAUUCGCUGAUUGUCCA